Messenger RNA from Leptinotarsa decemlineata (Colorado potato beetle), 2309 nucleotides. RefSeq names its product cell division cycle 73 hyrax (gene hyx). Gene Ontology annotation, molecular function: RNA polymerase II complex binding. The record is from RefSeq and is a predicted model, not a curated record. Gene Ontology annotation, biological process: transcription elongation by RNA polymerase II; positive regulation of transcription elongation by RNA polymerase II. Gene Ontology annotation, cellular component: Cdc73/Paf1 complex. Lineage: Eukaryota; Metazoa; Arthropoda; Insecta; Coleoptera; Chrysomelidae.
UCAAGUACCUAUUCUGUGGUACCUGUCAUAUGUGUCAGUAUAAAACAGUGCAUCAAAAGUAGAAUAUGGAUACAUAUAAAUAAUACUUGCUAAUAAUACUCGUUUGCUUGGUUUUUAACUUUCCAGCUAGCUCAGAUUUCUACGUGAAAAUCUUGUGAAUGUGAAUUUUAUUUGAAAAUGGCGGAUCCACUGAGUUUAUUGCGUCAGUAUAAUGUUAAUAAAAAAGAAAUAAUAGAACGGGAUGGACAAAUUAUAUUUGGAGAAUUUUCAUGGCCAAAAAAUGUCAAAACUAAUUAUCUUAUGUGGGGGUCUGGAAAAGAUGGAACUGCUAAAGAGUACUACACCUUGGAGUGCCUACUGUUUAUCCUUAAAAAUGUAUCUCUUACCCACCCUGUGUAUGUCAGACAGGCUGCAGCUGAAAAUAUUCCAGUAGUGAGACGACCAGAUCGUAAGGAAUUACUGGCAUAUCUUAAUGGUGAAACUGCAAAUUGCCCUGCUAUAGAUAAGAGUGCACCCUUGGAAAUCCCUACGCAGGUGAAGAGAUCUGCAGAUUUUGAUGGACCUGAAAGUUUAGCUAAGAAGCCAAGGUUUGAAGACACACAUGUUCAGAAAGUUAGAGAAAAAUUGGCUGCUAAGUUGGAUGGACCAAAAGAAGCUUCUGUCACAGUAGAUAAUAUCAAAUCCCUGUCAGAUGCCAUGUCUGUCGAAAAAAUUGCUGCCAUUAAAGCCAAACGUUUGGCUAAGAAACGAACUACAAUAAAAGGCAACGAUGAUAUUGGGCAGGAGUAUGAUAUUAGUGCUAUUUUGGAUUUGGACGUAGAUAUAACUAAAGAUAUUAUUAGUCGUGAGCGACAGUGGAGGACAAGAACUACAAUAUUACAAUCGACUGGAAAGAUGUUUGCAAAGAACAUCAUAGCAAUGCUUACCAGCAUUAAAGCCAGAGAAGAAGGUAGACAGAGGCCUCCACAGCAGCCACCAACUAUUACCCCACGUCAAACUCCAGUUCGAACUACCACACAACCAUCUGUUUACAACAGAUAUGAUCAAGAAAGAUUCAACAGGCAGAAAGAAGAAACUGAGGGUUUCCAAAUCAACACCAUGGGCACCUACCAUGGAAUGUCUCUCAAAUCAGUAACGGAAGGUUCCGCCAAGGCUAAUAGACCUAUACCACCCCAGACUCAAGCUCCACUGCCCAUUAGUGCUGCAAGGCCUCCACCAGGUACUCUUCAGAAGAGAGUGUCAAAAACACCUAUAAUUAUAAUUCCAGCUGUUGCGAAUUCCUUAAUCACCAUGUACAAUGUUAAGGACAUUCUACAAGACUUGAGAUUCAUCUCGCAUGAACAGAAAAAAGCUGAAGGUGGUAAAAAAGACAUGGAGGUCCUGAUUCAACGUCAAAGAAAUGGUCAAACUGUACCUUAUAGAGUUGUGGAUAACACAUCUAAAUUGAGUCCCAGUGAUUGGGAUAGAGUGGUUGCUGUAUGGGUUAUGGGACCAGCGUGGCAGUUCAAAGGAUAUCCUUGGGACACCCCUGUAGAAAUAUUUGACAAAAUUGCUGCAUUUCAUCUAAAGUAUGAUGAAAUGAAAAUGGAUCCCAAUGUAGAAAAAUGGGCAGUGACGGUAAUCCAACUUUCCAGGACUAAACGCCACUUGGAUAGAGCUGCAUUGAUGAUAUUUUGGGAAAAACUAGAUAGACAUAUCAUACAACAUAAACCUCAUUUAAGAUGGUGAAACUAUCUAUUUGUAAAGAGUGGUGUAAAAUUUGACAACAGUUAAUGGAAAGCUCUUAGUAAAAUCUCAAGUCUUCGCUGAAGUUAUCACUAUAAGAAAGAGGUUGAAGUAUCUGAUUUUGCUAGAAGUAUUUAUAAUUUUAAUUACUUCUUUUGUAGAUGUAGAUCGAUUUCAUUUGUAAAAUAAUUAUAUAAAUUUUAUAUAUGUUAAAGAUUUCAAUUUUUAUAAAAAAAAAUUAAAGUUUUCUUUUUUUGUGUGCCCAUUGUGGUUAUGCACUGCAAAUCAUUAUUGUUCAUCUCAGAUCUUUGUGAAACUGACAAUUCGUCAAAGAAUGUAAUCUUUCACUGCCAGAGAUAAUUAUGUCAGAGCUAUUUUUUGGUUUGUUGGCAAUGCUCUGCAGGUUAAGUAGUAUAUGCUGAGAGGACGAGAACACUGUAUUCGUUACCUCAUUGCCUUUGAUAAUGACCAUGGCCAACAAAUCCUGAAAAUUUGCAUUGAAUUUUCAUUGUAGAUUGGAAAAAAUGCUACCCAAGAAUUGACAGAUUGGUUAAUUUAUGAUUCAAAUAAAGGUUUUUUUUUUA